Messenger RNA from Penicillium paradoxum, 1155 nucleotides. RefSeq names its product tetratricopeptide repeat protein. NCBI's taxonomy places the organism in Eukaryota, Fungi, Ascomycota, Eurotiomycetes, Eurotiales, Aspergillaceae. The record is from RefSeq and is a predicted model, not a curated record. Gene Ontology annotation, molecular function: protein binding. Bases 1 to 1155 code for a protein of 384 amino acids. The transcript is spliced from 6 exons.
AUGCCCUCGCUCCGCAACAUCCUACACAAACGCGACGGGCUCAGCACUGAACACCCAGCCCAAAAUGUCCCAACAACACCCCCAGCACCGGAGCUCAAGCUCGUCCGCUCAGACACACAUACACAGGAGAUAAUCAUCCCCCCAGCUUACCCAGCUGACUCUAACACAUACCUCACAUCACCAACCCAGGAGGACGGUUGUCUCUCCCCCCAGUCUCCCCAUUCACCACGACGCAGUUUCCAGUUCUUCCAUCGCUCCCCGGCUAGGCCAUCCUCGGCAUCUUCCCAGUCGCCGCCCCAUCGCGAGCGCCGUCUCUCGAAUCUCCUCCACCUCGACCACCGCAGUCGUAGUAACUCCCGAGACUCCUCGGCUAACAUACCCGCGGAUCUGCCGCAGAUCGAAGACAAUCACGGUGCCAGUAAACAGGAGCGCGAGGCGCAAUGGGAACAGAGAGCUACGGUGCUUGUGCAGUGGAAUCCGCAAUUCGCGCAUUCAGGCUCGUCAUUGGCUGGGCAGCAGGGUGAGAGAGAGGCGAUGGGCUUGGGGCUGGGACUGGAGCCACAAGCUCGACCGAGAAGUUCGAGUCAAACUCGCAUUAUCGCGGGUCCGACGGAAGAUGUCAAUAUUCAAGAGGCGAUUCGACUGCAUGAAUCUGGUGAUCUCGAGCGAUCAACUCAGAUGUUCGGACAACUCGCUGAUCCCAAUGGCGCAAAUAACCCAUUGAGUCAGGUACUCUUUGGCCUAGCUUUACGACAUGGAUGGGGUUGUCCUCAAGAUACAGCACGUGCCGUUACUUACCUCUCCGCCGCAGCAUCCAACUCAGCCGCCGUCGAGGCAGAGGCGUUGCAUGCCGGAGUUAAGAAAGGCGGAUCUGCUAAAGGCGAGCUCGUUCUGGCCAUGUACGAGCUAGCAAACUGCUUCCGCAAUGGAUGGGGACUGGCCAAGGAUCCUGCUGCUGCUAGACAGUAUUACGAGACUGCGGCCAACUUGGGUGACACUGAUGCCAUGAAUGAAGUUGGAUGGUGUUACCUCGAGGGCUUUGGGGGAAAGAAAGAUAAGUUCAAAGCAGCCAAGUAUUACAGACUUGCUGAGGAGAACGGAUGUCCUACUAUUGGGAAUUCAUGGAUCUGGAAAGACAAGUACAAUCCGAAAUAA